Messenger RNA from Echinococcus granulosus, 648 nucleotides. RefSeq lists its product as hypothetical. Lineage: Eukaryota; Metazoa; Platyhelminthes; Cestoda; Cyclophyllidea; Taeniidae. Bases 1 to 648 code for a protein of 215 amino acids. The record is from RefSeq and is a predicted model, not a curated record. The transcript is spliced from 6 exons.
AUGCUCAAACAUCUAUCUGCUCUUGUUGAAUUCUUAAUGGGAAAAAUACAUCCCAGAAACUUGCGUAUUUGGCGCACAAAUGUUCAUUUGGUGUUGGAUUUCCGCAACAAUGUUCGUUUGUUCAAGGAAUUUGCAUUUGUCAUUUAUACUGGCGUCUUUUUACAAUUUCUACCAAAGGGAAACGAACCAAAUUAUUCUCAAAUCAAGUAUGAAGCCAAAGCGUAUACCAUGCAAAGUGAUAGUACUUUCUUCAGACAGUUGAAAAUCCCUAUGGAGGUGAAGAAGCCAUGCAAAACCACAAGCAGUGAAUAUUGUGGUCCUAAGUUGUACCCUUCUUCCAAAGCAUUUUUCAAUGCAAAGUACGCUAAACUACUAGAUGAUAUUAAAAUUGGCAGGCGGGUGCAAUUCCACAACUGCAUAUUGAGAAGGAAAUGCAUCACAUUACUUGUUCAUUUAACUUCCGGUUUCAGUAAUAGGUCACUUAGGGGCUCCAAUACUGUAACAUCACCGAGCAACCUACCCUCCGGCUUCAUGCUCACCAAUCUAAAUCCACUUGUGACUUUGCUUACACAAUUUAUGUUGCUUCUACUCCAGAAUAAAUGCUUCAACUUCACAUUUUGUGAAUAUUUGAUAGUGCCUCCUUUGUGA